AUGUCGCACCCUUCGGAUGGCCUCCCUCGCCCGACCCCUCAGCUCCCUGAGAGCAUGCUCGAGAUGCUCUCGAUGAAGGGCAAGGUCUCGAUCGUCACUGGCGGUUCCGGCGGAAUCGGUUUCGCGGCCGCAGAGGGUCUCGCAGAGAUGGGCGGAGACAUCGCGCUCGCGUACCGGUCGGCGGAGGGCAUGGACAAGCGCGCGGAGGACCUUGCGAAGAAGUUUGGCGUCAAGGUCAAGGCGUACAAAUGCGAUGUCGCCGACUACGACGAGGUCACCAAGCUUGUCAACGAUGUCAAGAGUGACUUUGGCCGUGUCGACGUCUUCAUUGCCAACGCUGGAAUGGGCGGAUCCGGCCGCAUCAAAGACCUCUCGCUCGAGCAAUGGCGCAAGAUCCAGGCCGUCAACUACGACUCGGUCUUCUACGCCAUGAAGGCGGUCGGACCCAUCUUCGAGGCGCAGGGCUCGGGCAGCUUCAUCGCGACUACCUCGAUCUCGGCACACAUCGUCAACGUUCCUCUCGACCAGUCCGCCUACAAUGCCUCGAAGGCUGCCGUCGUCCACCUCUGCAAGUCGGUCGCGCGCGACUGGCGCCUCUUCGCUCGCGUCAACACCAUCUCGCCUGGCUUCUUCGACACGGCCAUGGGCGCAGCUCCCGAAGUCGCCGACACCGUGUACCGCUACGCUGUCCUCGGUCGCCAGGGUGACCCCAAGGAGCUCAAGGGCGCCUUCUUGCUUCUCGCCAGUCAGGCAGGCUCGUUCAUCACCGGCUCGGAUUACCUCGUUGACGGCGGCUACACCCUCUCGUAA
Rhodotorula toruloides NP11 is the source of this 810-nucleotide messenger RNA. RefSeq names its product L-xylulose reductase. The record is from RefSeq and is a predicted model, not a curated record. Lineage: Eukaryota; Fungi; Basidiomycota; Microbotryomycetes; Sporidiobolales; Sporidiobolaceae. Bases 1 to 810 code for a protein of 269 amino acids. Gene Ontology annotation, cellular component: intracellular anatomical structure. The transcript has 9 exons. Gene Ontology annotation, molecular function: oxidoreductase activity, acting on NAD(P)H, oxygen as acceptor.